This is a messenger RNA of Mesorhabditis belari, 630 nucleotides long. NCBI's taxonomy places the organism in Eukaryota, Metazoa, Nematoda, Chromadorea, Rhabditida, Rhabditidae. The record is from the annotation of a GenBank genome assembly.
AUGGGAUUCGUGGAAGAAAGAAUCGACGGGAUUCCCGAGGCAAAUGCUGCAAUAGAGUCUUCUGCAACGUCAGAGAAUCACAUCUAUUUGAUAGCUGCCGUAGAAUUUGAGUCGAUUCAAGAGUCAACGCCGAAGAGAACUCGUCAAAAGCGUUGGUGGUGGGUGGUGCCGGCUGCUCGGUGUGCUGGCGGAGCCACGAUAAACAUGUGGGCAAAUGGAGCGUCAUGGAGAAAUGGCGCCGCUGGAUGUCUAGGUGCACUGGUGGGCAAGAGAUCGAUCGACGAGGGCGAUCAGUUCAAUUCAAACUCCAAUUCAACUCGUUGUCAAAUGAUCGCCUUAGCAUUUGCGGGUUCUGAUCGAAAUCUGGACGGAAGACUUUCUUUCGAAGAAGUCCGCAAAGAACAGGGGAUCAAUCAAACGGAUGCUAUUAACGUUUUUCGACUCCGUGACGCAAAUGAUAACAAUUUUUGGGAUCCCGAAGAGGUCGAUGAGUGUCUUCUCGAGUUGUCAAUCCCAAAAGUGAUCAAAGAGAAACGAUGUAAAAAUGAGAAAAAUGAGAAAAACGGGAAAAGUGAUCGCCGUCGAAGACGUCGUCAAAACACUUGUACAAUGUUUGCCGAUUAUAAACUU